Molecule: messenger RNA, 1986 nt
Organism: Pyricularia grisea
Lineage: Eukaryota; Fungi; Ascomycota; Sordariomycetes; Magnaporthales; Pyriculariaceae
Exons: 4
Coding region: 210-1271 (353 amino acids)
Biological process (GO): monoatomic anion transmembrane transport
Cellular component (GO): mitochondrial outer membrane
Molecular function (GO): voltage-gated monoatomic anion channel activity
Source: RefSeq, a predicted model, not a curated record
GUCGCUGAAUCCACCCGACUUCCCGAAACAGUACCGUUUGGAACAUCGACUGCCACCUCAACAAUUUUAACCAUCCCUCCGGGCGCCUGUUAGAAAACCCAGCUCCAGUUCGAACCCUUUCUGAUAUUUUUGCCAUACUACUUUUGCAUCAUCACACAAGAUCAAUCUUUUUCGUCUUCUAGGUCAAUUCCCCGUCACACACCAUCAAGAUGUCUAUCCCUAACUUUGAGGACAUUACCAAGUCGGCCAACGACUUGCUCACCAGGGAGUUCUACCACCUGGCUGCCGGCACCCUUGAGGUCAAGAGCAAGACCCCCAACAACGUUGACUUCAAGGUCAAGGGCAAGAGCACCCACGAGGGCGCCACCAGCGGAUCUUUGGAGGGCAAAUUCGCAGACAAGUCUCUCGGUACAGCAAAAGCCACCACCACAAAAACAGCUGCAAAACCCAGCGGCCCCAAAAAACAUGGAGCCAGAGCACCAGCAUCUGGACCUGAGCCGUUCUUGCGCAUGCUUUCCGUAUCACGGAUAGGAGGCGCCAAGAACGGCUGGCCCGUGGAAUUUGCGGCGAUGCUCACUCCGGCUUGUUCCUAUUUACUAAUGAUAUACCAUCGGACAGGCCUGACCCUCACCCAGUCAUGGAACACCGCCAACGCUCUCGAGUCCAAGCUUGAGCUCAACGACACCCUCGCCAAGGGCCUCAAGCUCGAGGGUCUCUUCGGCUUCCUGCCCGCCACCAGCGCCACCGCCGCCAAGCUGAACCUGCACUUCAAGCAGUCCAACGUCCACGGCCGCGCCUUCUUCGACCUUCUCAAGGGCCCCACCGCCAACGUCGACGCCGUCAUCGGCCACGAGGGCUUCCUUGCCGGUCUGUCGGGUGGCUACAACGUCCAGAAGGCCGCCAUCACCACCUACAGCGCCGCCGUCGGCUACAGCGCCCCCCAGUACACCGCUGCCGUCACCGCUACUGACAAUGCCAGCGUCUUCGCUGCCAGCUACUACCACAAGGUCAACAGCCUGGUUGAGGCUGGUGCCAAGGCCAGCUGGAACUCCAAGAUCGGCAACAGCGUCGGCCUUGAGGUCGCCACCAAGUACCGCAUCGACCCCCUGUCAUUCGUCAAGGGCAAGAUCAACGACCGCGGUGUUGCCGCCGUUGCCUACACCACCCUCCUCCGCCCCGGCGUUACCUUCGGCAUCGGUGCUUCCUUCGAUACCCAGAAGCUCGACCAGGCCACCCACAAGGUCGGCACCAGCUUCACCUUCGAGUCUUAAGCGUGUUCACAUCUUCGGUGGGGGACAUGUUGACGGGGAAUCUAUAAACUACCUCUCUGAAAGUGCAUCUGGGCCAGACUGGACUACAUAGACUCAUCUAGGCUUGGCCCGAUCGCUAAUCGGAGGAACGACCAAAACACCUGUACCAAAUCUGUCAAUGCAAAAAGACUUUUUCUUUUCCACAAGGACAUGUAAUAACCACUGCUAGCUCACGUCGUGAACGCCACUUGUGCUGUACAUCCGAUGGAAUUGUGACAAAUAUGGUGGUGUAUUCGUCGUGUGUUUUCCUGGUUUAUCACUAAAGCCGAGUCUAUAUAAUGCACUGAUACAACAUAGAGUUUCUUUCCAAUUCAACGAUGUAGCUGAUGAAAUGACAUUAUCUUGCGAUAAGCUCAAGCCCUACCCUGGCGGAUCGCCUGGCUCCUGUCAGCCCUGUCUCUCUUCUGUGAAAAGAAGAGUGCAGGCACCGCCAGCGCCACGGCCAAAACAGCCGACACGACAAUGAACCCACCCAUGAAACUAUCAUGGGACCCGACGGACGGCUCAAACCCCAUCGAAGACGCCUUGCGACGGUCCAUGCGGCGGUGGGUGCGCUCGUGGCCCUCGUGGUCAAAAUGCGGCACGUCCUCUGACCGCUGACCCUGGCCGUACCCCAUCCCGGUGCCCCAAGUGCCGCCACCGCCCGGUGGUGGUGCUUUCUCCUCGGCGCGUGCAC